This is a messenger RNA of Oncorhynchus kisutch (coho salmon), 2827 nucleotides long. It is a transcript of the gene glb1l, whose product is annotated as galactosidase, beta 1-like. Gene Ontology annotation, molecular function: beta-galactosidase activity. NCBI's taxonomy places the organism in Eukaryota, Metazoa, Chordata, Actinopteri, Salmoniformes, Salmonidae. The record is from RefSeq and is a predicted model, not a curated record. Bases 126 to 2060 code for a protein of 644 amino acids. Gene Ontology annotation, biological process: carbohydrate metabolic process. The transcript is spliced from 16 exons.
GAUUUUGGGAGCGGGGACGACUCAUGAUGCUUGUUUCUCUGGUGUAACGUUUCAAGUGAUAUAGAAAGUAGGCUAAACCAGGCAAAUGGCAAGUUUAUAUUGUAUUUAAAUCCACACAGGAAACAAUGGAUACGAAGACUGUUUUCUCUCUACUCUACUUUGCCUUUUUAGCCGCGAAUAGAACUGUGGUUUCCGGGGCCCCUUCCUUCUCCAUAGACUACAAGAACAACUGCUUCCAGAAAGAUGGGAAGCCUUUCCAGUAUGUCUCCGGCAGUAUCCACUACUCCCGCAUCCCUCACUACUACUGGAAAGACAGACUGCUCAAGAUGUACAUGGCUGGACUCAACGCUGUACAGAUUUAUGUUCCCUGGAACUUCCAUGAGGAAAAGCGGGGUGUUUACAACUUCACUGGGGAUCGAGACCUGGAGAACUUCCUGGAUCUGGCCAAUCAGACUGGCCUCCUGGUGAUCCUCCGCCCCGGACCCUACAUCUGUGCAGAGUGGGAGAUGGGUGGUUUACCAGCUUGGUUGCUCCAGAAACCAAACAUUGUACUUCGCUCAGCAGAUACAGACUACUUGGAGGCAGUGAGCUCCUGGAUGGCAGUGCUGCUCCCAAAGAUGAGGAGAUGGUUGUAUACAAACGGAGGGAACAUUAUCACUGUGCAGGUAGAGAAUGAGUAUGGGAGCUACUAUACGUGUGACUACAACUACAUGCGGCACCUGAGGACCCUGUUCCAGUUCUUCCUGGGGGACAAAACUGUUCUCUUCACGACCGACGGGAACACGGACCGGGAAAUGACCUGCGGGACCCUGGAGGGAAUGUACGCCACUAUAGACUUUGGGACAGACGUCAACAUAUCCCAAGCUUUUAGUCGACAGAGGAGAUUUGAACCAAGAGGCCCUCUGGUGAACUCUGAGUUCUACACAGGGUGGCUGGACCACUGGGGGGACCAGCAUGCUCAGGUGGACACCCAGAAGGUCAGCAGGAUGCUGGGGGAGAUGCUCAGCAUGGGGGCCAGCGUCAACAUGUAUAUGUUUGAAGGAGGGACCAACUUCGGCUACUGGAAUGGAGCGGACCAUGAUAACAGGUUUAGGUCGGUAGUGACCAGUUAUGACUACAACGCCCCUCUGUCUGAGGCAGGAGACCCUACAGAGAAACUACUAGCCAUACGGGACACCAUCAGCAAGUUCAGAGACAUCCCUAUGGGUCCCAUGCCCCCAGCCUCUCCCAAGAUGGCCUAUGGCUUUGUGACUCUGACAAUGGUAGGGAACCUCAGCAGCCUGUUGGACACGCUGUCACCUCAGGGUCCUGUCCGGUCACUGUACCCUCUGUCUUUUGAAGAGAUGAAGCAGUACUAUGGCUUCAUGCUGUACCGGACCAAGCUGCCCAGGGACCUGCCAGAAGACACACCCCUAAUCUCUCCCCUGAAUGGGGUUCAUGACCGGGCAUAUGUCUCUGUCUGUGGGGUGUUCCAGGGGCUGCUGGAGAGAGACACGACUCUGGUGAUGAACCUAACAGGGAAGCAGGGGGACCAGGUUGAUGUUCUAGUAGAGAACAUGGGACGAGUCAACUUUGGCAGCAAGAUCAACGACUUCAAGGGCCUGUUGAGUAACCUGAUCCUUGGUAAAGAUGUGCUGACAGAUUGGCAGAUCUACCGUCUGGACAUUGAUGGAGCCAUCGCCUCCGGAUGGCCCCAGUCAGGCCAGCGACGCUCCUCGCCCAACCCAGUCAGAGGGCCCUCAGAUGGGCCCGUCUUCUACCAGGGCACCCUGCCUCCCAACGGUCUGGCCUGGGACACCUUUCUCCGGCUCAAUGAAUGGACCAAGGGACAGGUGUGGAUCAACGGGGUGAACCUGGGCAGGUACUGGCCUAAGAGAGGUCCCCAGCAGACCCUGUACGUCCCGGGGCCCCUGCUCAGCCCCACCCAGCCCAACAACAUCACAGUCCUGGAGCUAGAGAGGGCCCCUCCUCACACCAGGGUCCUCUUCAUGGACCGGCCCCAGCUCAACAGCACUGCUGGCAAGACAUCACAGCUACAGACCACAGACAGACAGACAUGACAUCACAGCUACAGACCACAGACAGACAUGACAUCACAGCUACAGACCACAGACAGACAGACAUGACAUCACAGCUACAGACAACAGACAUCACAGCUACAGGCCACAGACAGACAUGACAUCACAGCUACAGGCCACAGACAGACAUGACAUCACAGCUACAGACAGACAGACAUCACAGUUGCAGGCCACAGACAGACAGACAGACAGACAUGACACCACAGCUACAAGAUAGACAGACAUGACACCACAGCUACAAGACAGACAGAAGACAUUACCUCAGAGAAUCAGUUUCUUCAUAGUUGACACACAGAGACGACAGACAGCCAAUCAAUCAAUCCCUCCGAAUAAGUCUCUGUCCAACCACUUAUCUGCAGCAUGAGCUAAUACACUCCAAUCGUCUAUCAAUCAAUGUAUGAGUAGCAUAUCCUGUACCAAUUCAUUUCAGCACUCGUUUCUACGGACUUCAGUCUAUAACAAAUGAAACAACCUCUGAGCCAGACUUUCAGUUUCUGUUCCUCGGUCUCUGCUGCAUCUGCAAAUAGAAUGAUCUGUUUAAAGGCAACUUAAGGUUUGGUUUUCUUUGUUGAGCUCACGCAGGUAUGAAUAAAUAGAUGACAGUAUUAUGGUAAUCAUUGUUUUGACAUGGUUUAAUAACAUGAGUUGCUGUGCUUCUGUCAGAUACUGUCUAUGUUUUGGCACGUUACUAUAUACCUAUUUCAUGAAAACACUGUGUACAUGAAUAAACAGUCUCAUCAUCACACGUU